This is a messenger RNA of Colias croceus (clouded yellow), 1784 nucleotides long. RefSeq lists its product as uncharacterized. The record is from RefSeq and is a predicted model, not a curated record. The transcript has 3 exons. Lineage: Eukaryota; Metazoa; Arthropoda; Insecta; Lepidoptera; Pieridae. The coding region runs from base 1118 to 1579 and encodes 153 amino acids.
CAGCAUUUUUUGGCCUUAAAUGUUUUCCUAUAAUGUUACCAAGACUCUGACAGAAGGAGGAAACGCCACCAAGACGACUCUGAAUCGGCUUCUGCAAACUUCCCCUGUCCGACCUGCGAAAAGGUGUGUCGAUCCCGCAUUGGAUUGUUUGGACACCAGAAACAUUGCUCAGGCAACACACCAUAAAUCGUCUGUGAUAGACGUAAAGGCAAUGAUGAUGAAUGUUACCAAUUGCGCUAUAUUGAUGCGAAUCGACAACACAGGAUUUUUUCGACGCCACAGGAAGAAACAAAGCUCGGUUUGUUUUACAGCAAUAGUUAGCAGCUUUACUUUAAUCCUGAAGGAGUGAUAACGACGUCAAUAUUUUAUGCAUCUCCGGAUUUACAUUUUACAUUUAAGAAGAAAUACAUACAUUUAAUAAGCAAAAAUGAUCUGAAUUUGAAGCAGGUAGAAAAACCUGGAGUAAAAGACAUUAAGGGUGCUGUGGAUACGUUCGACCAAAUGUGUGGAAGUAUGUCUUGUAAUAGAAAAACGCAAAGAUGGCCUUUAUGCUACUUCUAUGGCAUACUCAACUAAUAAACUAAUUCAUUCAAAUAAUAAACUCAUACGUAAUAUACGUCCAUAAUAAUGUGGAACUGGGGCGAAAACCAAUAAGCAGACGAUGUUUUGUGAAGAAUGAUUCAGAGAAGUUGACCGAACCAUGGUUACGUAAAAGACACGAAAUGCCUACUUUGCAGAGUUGCCUAAAAAGAAAAAUCGACGAAAUUGACACACCUGUAGUAUCUACCAUGAGUUUAAGCACACGAUACGCGCUAGCGAUUGUAGAAAGCGGUUUGUAUGAAAUUUCGUACAGCGCCCCUAGUGUGCCGUAGUGGAACUAAAAAGCCUACCAUGAGAUGCAAUAGUAUACUACAGUAGAUAACGUAUAGUAAACUGUAAUACACUCGCUGUAGUAACCAUACAAUUUUUGCACCAUGAGUUCUAAUUUUGACAUAUGUCAUAGUUUAUAACUAUCCGACAAUAGAUACGUCAUUCACGGUAAAUAAUCUCGUGAAAGAUCAGUGAACUCGCUUAAAUUUACUUGUUCAGUGGCUUAAAUUGUAAAAAUAAGUUAAAAAUGUCUGCACGAGCAUAUUUCGCUUUUAAUAUGCUAGAAGAGGCCGAAUUAGCUGACGGGCGAAAUGCUCAAAAGAGACAUGAGGCUCACAUGCGAUCCCAAAUGGACCCUUUACGGUAUACUACUGAGCGUCGAUUUGUUAAACUUUAUCGGCUCUCAAAAUUAGCUUUUGUUGAUUUGUGUGAGCUUUUGCGUCAACAUACAAGCCUGAAAUCUACGCAAAGGACUUCCCUUGAAGCAAAAGUACUGUGUGCACUACUUUUUUAUGCUAAAGGAGGUUACCAAUGUACUAUUGGAGAGGACAAUCAUUGCUCCCAAGAAACAAUGAGUGUGUAUAUUAACGAAGUAACCACAGCAUUAACACACCCAAACAUUUUGAGGAGAUACAUAAAAUUUCCAGCAUCACACCUUGAGAGGGAUGAGAUUAAAUAUAGGUUUGUGAUGCUAACUGCAGAAUAUUAGCUGUUAAUCCCAAAUUCGGAGGAGCAACUCACGAUGCAUUUAUUUGGGAAAACAGCAAUAUUAAUACCUACAUGCAAGCAUUGCAUAGAGAAAAUGAACUUGCAUGGCUUUUGGGUAGGUAACAAUAAUUGAAAUGACUUAUAAGAUUGUCUCUAUUUCCGUUCUACCACAAAUAAAUAAUAAAACACUAUUUGAAUCCAGACAA